AUGAAGAAGCACAAAACUUCAUUUCUUUCUCCACAAUCGAUACAAUCAAUUCUUCCAACCAAAUAUUUCUCUGUCAAGCUUUCUUUUGAUUCCUUCUCUCUCUUGCCCAAGCGAUCUCUUCACCUUCUUCUAUAUCUCUCUUUUCAUCUCAUGCUCUAUUUCUUUGUCCUUCUUUAUCUCUCUCUCAUUUUUUUUUUGAGUCUCUCACUCACUUCCUCUUUGUACAUUUCUUCUUUUGGGUGCAUGCAUCUCUCCAUUUCUCUCACUGUUUAUUUCACUCUCUUCUUUUGCAUGUUUCUCUCUCUUUUCUUGACCCUCUCACUGUAUGUAUUUGUUCUUCUUUAUCUUUCUCAUAUUUUGCUUUCUAUUUAUUCUCCUCUGUUGUUUCACUUCUUUUUCAUUGAAUUUUCUUUCUUUCUUUUACUCCUAUCUGCUUGUCCCUUCCAUUUUAUUCAAGAAUCAAGGGAAAAUGAUCUUAUUUUUCAAACUUUUUGUUUCUUUCUCUCUCUUAAUUAUAUUCCAUCUUUUACUCCUCCUCUUUCUGUCCUGAUUACUUCUACCCACUUUUCUUGCAUACCCUUUAUCAAAUUUUUCCUCUCUAUUAAUUAUAUCUUCUUUCACUUCACUUUUUUCUGUUUCUUAUCCCCAUUUUUCUUGCAUUCUCUCUCUCUCCUCAUAUCCCACUUAUUUCUUCAUAAUCAUUUUCGUUUUAUUCUUUAUCUAAUCCAUUCUUUAUUUUCUCCUAGAAUCUAUUUCUAUAAAAUCUUGGUCUCUUUCAACUCCUUUUUACUUGUGUUUGUCUUUGCUCUUCCCAGUAAUUAUUUUUCCUUUGUGCAGGCUUCGCCCACCAGGUGGCAUGAGUAUAGCUUCUUUAUUGUACAAGUCAAAGAAACUCAGCAGGAAUUGUUCCAUUGUAUCUAG
This is a messenger RNA of Acanthosepion pharaonis, 921 nucleotides long. The record is from the annotation of a GenBank genome assembly. Lineage: Eukaryota; Metazoa; Mollusca; Cephalopoda; Sepiida; Sepiidae.